Messenger RNA from Zonotrichia leucophrys gambelii, 3384 nucleotides. It is a transcript of the gene CCDC14, whose product is annotated as coiled-coil domain containing 14. The record is from RefSeq and is a predicted model, not a curated record. The transcript has 13 exons. Gene Ontology annotation, biological process: protein localization to centrosome. Gene Ontology annotation, cellular component: centriolar satellite. Bases 193 to 3129 code for a protein of 978 amino acids. NCBI's taxonomy places the organism in Eukaryota, Metazoa, Chordata, Aves, Passeriformes, Passerellidae.
GCGAGCCCGGCUCGCACCGCAGCCAGCUGACGGCGGUCCUGAGGUGCUGCGGGCCGUGCUGGGGCUGUCUCUGCCCGAGAGCGGCUCCAGCGGAAGGCAGGGUGGAUCAGUGGGGUCUGAAGAGGAAAGGCUGGAGGGGCUGUGUGUUCGGCCUCGAGAGGCGAUGGCGGGGAGCGGACCGUACCACUGUGUAUGAAUGGCUGCAGGGCUGUGGGAGCAUGGAGCCCGGCCCUGCUCGGUGGGGCCGGGCAGCAGGACACGAGGCAGCGGGCACAGACCGAACACCAGGAAGAACAGGUUGUGCAGAGAGGAUGUGGAGUCUCCCUCACUGGAGAUGCUCAGGAACAGGCUCUGUCUUCUGGAAGGCUGUCAGGAGCAACUAAACUAACAAAUGGAAGAAAUCAGUUUGGCUUAAAGAAAGGAUGCCAUUCUGGUGUAAAAUUCUGUUCUACUGAGUCUGCCAAUCAGGUUGAUACUGUUCAUCAUGGACUUGACCAUUGUGCAGCUUUACUGAAGACCAUCUUACAAAAGGAAGCUACAGGAAGGGAGGCUGUCCAUAAACAACCUGGGAAAACAACUACCUUUAAAUGUACUUCCAAGCCUUUGCUAACCAAAGGAAAUACUUCCAAGAAGAAAGGGUUAAAAAGAAUCAAUACUCCUUCCCCUGUCCAAAAAGAAAUUGUGCCAAUAUCAAAUAGAAAAGUUGCCUCAUCUACCACACCUGCUGAGAAGGAGCUUUCCAGUGCAGCACAGACUCAGAUGGUUCAGUCAAAUCAUGUGCCUUGCAGUGACCACUCUCCUGGGGCAUAUCAGAAACUGUAUGAACAUGUGCAAACUCAGAUGUCUCUGAUAACUGGCCAACCCCCACAGAAGAGUGAUGAAAUUCCCACUGUAACUCCUUCUCCUACCUCAAACCAGGGAUAUCAAAAUGUUACAGCUUUGAAUUAUCAUUUACCUACCUCCACAUCAACACUCUCCCUGCAGCAUUCAGCUCAUUCCUUAUCUACUCAGUCAGGAGUUCCUGUAGACAGUGCCAAUGAAUGUGUGCCAGAGAUGGGAGGACCUGUGGUUUGCCCAGUGGUUUCUGCUGCUCCUGCUGCUGCUGCACAAACACAGUCUGGAACUGCUGUUGCUGGUGUGAUCCCCUGCUCAGCACCAGGAGCAUUAACCCCUUCAGUGCCUGCAUUGGUGCCAACACCUUGUGCCAGAGAGGUGGCCCCAGGCCAGGAGCAGCAGGUAAAAGAAGCAGAUUUGAUGAGGUGCAUACAGGCCCUGUUACAAUCCCAUGAGGUGCUGAAUGGCAGGACUGAGCAGAGGGGCCAUCAUCACUGUCCAGCAAAGCAUGAUGGCUCAUGUGACACAGAGGAGGACAGUCCUGAGGAGCACAGUGAGGACCUGGUCAGUGAAGAAGAUGAAUUGGAUGUACUUGACAUGUCUCCAGUGAAAGAUACCAGCUGCAAGACCAGUUGUGUGAAGAAAGUUCUAAAAUCUAGAAAAGAAAGUCCAGAAGAAACAGCCCAUAAAGUUAGGACUGUAAAGUAUCUUCUGGGUGAGCUCAGAGCACUGGUAACAGAUCAAGGUGACUCAGAAGUGCUGAGGUUGAUGAGUGAAGUGGAGGACUCUGUCUCCCUGCUCCCAGCUGUGGUGGGAAGCAGGAAUCUCCAGGCUGAAAUAGCUCUGGCUCUGCAGCCCCUGCGCAGUGAGAACGCGCAGCUGCGCAGGAGACUAAGAAUAUUAAACCAGCAACUUAGAGAACAAGAAAGCAGUGAGAAGACAUCUGGACAGAGCUGCAGCUAUGAAUUGGUUUCUUUGCAGUCCUUGAAUAUGAUGCUCCAGAGUCAAUUGAAAGAAUCACAGAAAGGCCUUGAUUCACUGCAGACUAAAAAUGAAGAACUACUGAAAAUAAUAGAAAGUCAGAAAGAAGAAAAUAAGCAUCUUGCAAAAGGUAUUCAAGAUAAAGAAGAAGAAUUGCUAGAAAACAAACAGCAUUAUGACAUUCAUUCCACCAAGCUCAAGAUUGAAGUGGAAGAGGCAUUAGGAACUGUGAAGAGCCUUCAGUUUAAGCUGGAAGCUGCAGAGAAAGAAAAUAAGAUUUUGGGCAUAACAUUACGUCAGCGUGAUGCUGAAGUUAAGAGACUGAGGGAAUUAACCAGAACCUUGCAGGGCAGCAUGGCCAAGCUUCUGUCUGACCUCACAGGGGACAGUGUUAGACCCAAACCUGAGAAAUUUCUCUCAAAGUCUCGUUUGGAAGACCAUGAAAAGCAGAUGCAACCUGAGCUCUUUCCUGGGAGUACUUCAGUAAUGACUUACCUUAAAACAUUAGAAAUGGAUCAUAUUUUGAUAGAUCCGGACCUUCAGUUCCCAAAUAAAACUGGAGAAGUAGAAAUGAAAAGUCUGUCCUAUGACAAGUUUGCUGCUGAAGGAAGUAAAAUUAACAGUACAUUCACAGAAGAACAAGCAGCAGCUCCCAGAGGACCACCAGCUCCAUUGAAGCAAGAUGCAGAAACAGGGAGUGAUUCUGGAACUUUACUAGAUGACCAAACCAAGCUGGAUGAAACAAUUUAUAUUCCACUGACCAGCAGUGCCUCUAAAAAACAGCAGCCAGUCUCUGGAAGAAGUGGUGUGCCACCCCACAGCAGAGGGGCUUGUCAGAGGCUGGAUUACCACUGUGAGCUCCCAGGCUCUGUGCAGCACUAUGGAUGUGAGGAUCCAACUCUAGGGGAUACAUUAAAUGCUGGGUACAGUGUGAAAAAGACUGUGGAAAGCACUCCUGAAGUUACAGGGGGUAAAGCAAAGCCAGAAGGAGACCAAGUCCAGGUGAGACCAAGAGGCAUUCCAGGUGGGGCUGCAAAAGAUGUCAUGGAUAAAGCAGAGCAGCCUCAGCCUGGUCCAUACCCUUGUGCAUCAGUGCCAUUUCCAGCAGGGGUUUCUCAGAAGACAGGCAGUGAAGCAGCUGAUUUUAGCUGCAUUUCAUUUGAUGAUUUCUCAGGGAGGUCUGACUGGAGUGCAUCUUCUUUCUCAACAUUUACAUCUCGAGAUGAAGAGGACUUUAAAAAUAGCUUAGCAGCCCUGGAUGCCAACAUAGCCAGAUUACAAAGGACUCUGCAAAGUAACAUGAGAAAGCAAUGAGUAUGAGAAAGCAAAAUGGGCUGCAGCUAUUUGGAUAAAUUAAGUUUUUCUGAAGUAUAUUAAGUAUGGUACUGAUAUGUAUAUUUGUAUGUAACAGCUUGUUCCUAGCUGUCUCAAUUAUGGAUAGAAUUUGUUCCUCAUUAGGCUGUGGUGCUAUUCCCCUUGAUGUGUUCAACUUGAAAUAACUGGCUUUUUAUAUAAAAUAUAAAUGGCUUUUUAAAUUAUUUUAUACUCUUGACUUGCAAAAUUAAAUGC